GAGCCGGUGCUUUACGGCGGUCGCCGGCGGCAGGGUGAGGCCCCGGGCGGGAGCGGGAGCGGGUGUGCGGAGCGGGGGCCGCCGCGACCUCGGGCCACGUCCUGCAGCAGCCCCGGGGGCAGCGGAUGCCCAGGGUCGUUCCCGGGAGCUCCCCACCCGGCCCGGUUCUGCCCAGCCGUCCAAGGACAGCCGAGUGGCAGGUGAUUGGGGCUAAAUACUCCCCACCGACGUAGGCUGCCGAAGUCCGGGAGGCGUGGCCGGUCCAAGGUCAAGGUCUCUGGUCCUCCAGGCGGCGCAGUUCAGCAGUUCCAGGGCUUCCGGUGUGAAGAACCCAUGGGCUUGGACUGUUGUGGGUCCCAGCUCCCGCUGAAAUCUCGUUUGGGACUAGUCGGACCCACUAAGCAUGACAGGAUGCAGCACCUCGAGGCGAUCUCUGUGACUAAGUGUUGUGUCUUGCUCUACUAGGCGGGGUGGCGGUCACUGUCCUGCGGUGCUGACGGGAAACCUCAGUCCCAGCUAGGAUGGAUGGGGUACCGCGGUGUCAUGGAAACCCCGCAUUCCUCAGACUUACCGGUAGUCCCUAAGGAAGAGGAGCUGUGGAGCAGGUAUGUUCUGUAUAAAGGUGGCCUGAUUCCAUGUUGAAUGAAAAUGGCCAGUUCUUUAAGAGGAGAAGUACUGAAUCUUUAUAAAAAUCUGCUGUAUCUCGGACGGGACUACCCAAAAGGAGAAGACUAUUUUAAAAAGCGUUUGAAGAAUGUCUUCCUUAAAAACAAAGAUGUGAAGGACCCAGAGAAGAUCAAAGAGCUCAUUGCACGGGGCAAAUUCGUGAUGAAAGAGCUGGAAGCCUUAUACUUCCUUAGGAAAUACAGAGCCAUGAAACAACGCUAUUAUUCAGACCCCAACAACUGAUGAUCAAGAAAGCCUGGCUUAAAGCCGGUGCCAGCCAUUUGUGUGCCAAGUAAUACGAGAGUGCCAGUUCAAAAUGGCAAUAUACGCCUUUAAAAAGUGCCUCAGCUGCUGCUUCGCUGAACUAAGACAGGUUUCUGCCUCGUCGACACGGAAAGCUUUACACACAGUCCUUUGUGCUUGAUUUUAUUCCUGAAAUAGUGAUUUAACUAUAUUAACACUUUAAGUUAAUGAAAGAAAAUACACCUAGUUUUCAAACUUACUGUUUCUUAGCUUAUUUCUGUUUUUACUGACGAGGAUGCCGUUUAAUAAGCAAAAUAACUUCUGAAGUGCCUUUUUAAACUCCAUUUUAGUAUACUGCGAUACAUAUUCAAGGAUCUUUGAAAAUAGCUCCACAAAAUGAUUUAAGUGCAGUUAGUAAAAUAAUAAAAAGGUAUAGCUUCUGACCUGGGAAUACCCCGCCGAUGGUUAGCAUUAUUUCCAACAUACUUUUGCUGCUGGCUUCUUUAAGCCUUAAAUUGGGCUCUGAUUAACUUUCAUACAAAUAAUGAUGUUACUUACUAUUUUUGUCAUAAAACCAGAUUUGUCUUACAUCUACUUGUGACUGAGGUCAUAUAGCAAUGGACCUCACCCUGCCAUGACUAAGUUUAGCAAACAUUUAAACUUGUACAUAAUGUUCUUAGCAACUUUUAUAAAUAAAAAGCAUUUCUAACUUAAAAGCGGCAAAAAAAAAUCUGGCUUGAAGGAUUUAAUAUCAAUUAAGGGGCAGAUGUUUCAGAUCUCCACCGUGAAGUACGUAUCCAGGACGGGGGAACGUGGCUCAGUGACAGAAUGCUUGCCUAAGGCGAGGACCUGGAUGUGAUUCUCAGAACCAGGAUGAAAAGUCAAGUACAGAGUUGCCAUAGUCACCAUAACUUUUAUUACAUUACAGUAAGUAGGAGCAGUACAGUUCAUGACAAAAAUAUUACAAAUUUCAGAUCACUUCACAGCACAUACUCCUAUAAACAUUUAAAAGUUAAUUAAAAGAGUGGUCAUUUUAAAUUUAAUGUUUGAUAUGACCAACAUUCCCUAGGUCAGCGCAACCAAAGGAUGGAAAACAACUGGAUCACACUGCAUAUGUCCCACACACAAAAAAGCACAAUGUACAAAAUGUGCAUGUUUCAGUUUACACUGUACAAAAAUAGUUAAAAUACAUUCCAGGUAAACAUGUUACAUUAAGAAAUAGUACUAGUAAGAAAUUGGCACUCAAAGGAAAAACGCAGAAGUAUUUUCAACAUGAAAACCCAA
Molecule: messenger RNA, 2193 nt
Organism: Nannospalax galili (Upper Galilee mountains blind mole rat)
Lineage: Eukaryota; Metazoa; Chordata; Mammalia; Rodentia; Spalacidae
Gene: Etfrf1
Product: electron transfer flavoprotein regulatory factor 1
Exons: 4
Coding region: 643-909 (88 amino acids)
Biological process (GO): respiratory electron transport chain
Cellular component (GO): mitochondrion
Source: RefSeq, a predicted model, not a curated record